AUGAGACACUCUCGAGAGGGAUCGAACUCCUGUCAGGACACUCAAGCGAUCUUCCUCGUGGUGAUCAUCGUGCUGCUGUUCAAGAUGGGGGACGCCGCGCCCACCACAUCCUUUAUGCCCUCGCAGCCCUAUGCCAACUACGGGAGUCCGAUUGUGUCCACGAGCACCGUUCAAGCAGCGUCCCAUCCUGCACCUUAUGUUUUGCCAAGUAUGGGCUACCCUCAGUAUCAGCAACACCCACAGACAGCCGUCCCUCAGGUACCCUUGGCUCAGGAACACAUGCCUCAGGCGCCCAUGCCUCACGCGCCCAUGCCUCAGGCGCCCAUGCCUCAGGCGCCCAUGCCUCACGCGCCCAUGCCUCAGGCGCCCAUGCCUCACGCGCCCAUGCCUCAGGCGCCUAUGCCUCAGGCGCCCAUGCCUUUGAAACCGAGUUGUUAA
Molecule: messenger RNA, 438 nt
Organism: Scylla paramamosain (green mud crab)
Lineage: Eukaryota; Metazoa; Arthropoda; Malacostraca; Decapoda; Portunidae
Exons: 2
Coding region: 1-438 (145 amino acids)
Source: RefSeq, a predicted model, not a curated record